AUGAUUGAUUUUACAGGGGUGGAGGGGGUGCAUAGUGGUGAUAAUGGUAUGGAAAUGAAUGGCUUGCAAAUGCACUCAGCCCCUCUUAUUUUGGCCCAUUUGGAGACAUUUUCACAAGUGGGUGUGGUAGGUUUCGGAACAAUGUCUGAACUUUCUAUUCGACAUAUUUGGAGGCAAAUGGGUGAACAAAACGUGCACAACUUGGGUACUGUAAAUGAUGAAGAAGAAGAUAUUGAAAGCGCGUAUUCACGAAAUAAUUGGGAUCCAAAAUUGGAAGUUGGGAAAAUUUUCUCUAGUAAGGAAGCCCUGUCCAACAAGUUACAGUUGGCGGCAGUGAGAGGUCACUUUGAAUUUAAGGUGAAGCAGUCUUGCAAGAGUCGAUUGGUUGUGGUUUGUUCUCAAGGUCCAUGCCCAUGGCGGCUUCGUGCAUCUAGUUAUGGAGAAAAGAACUUCAUGAUUGUGAAAUAUAAUCCGCGGGUUUCAAUCUUCGAUGCAGCCAAUCAUUGUUGUGGAUGCCCGCAUUUAAAAUGUAAGUAUAAGGGUGUCCUCUUUAUUGCCAAUGCAUUUGACGGAAAUCGAAAUAUAUAUCCUCUUGCUUUUGGAAUUGGGUAUUUAAAGACGGAUGCAUCAUGGCAUUGGUUUUUCAGUAAGCUUCAUGAAGCUAUCGGAUUACACAAGUGGUCUAGAGCUCACAUGGAUGGACGUCGAUACAAUGUAAUGACAACAAAUAUUGCGGAGUCAAUCAACUCAAUCCUUCGAUUCGCAAGGAUGCUACCAGUGGUGCAUUUGAUUGAUGAAAUCAUCAAUCUGCUUGUGCAAUGGUUCAGUAAACGUCAUGAUUUUGCUUUGAAAUGCCCAUCAACAUUGUGCCCUGACUUUGGCGAAAAGAAGCUGAGACAUGGGUUGGAAUGUGCUUCAAGGAUGAAUGACGUGAAACUGAAUCACGUAGAGUAUAAUGUCGUGGACGGUGAUAUGGACGGCCACGUACAUUUGACGAAUAACACUUGCAGUUGUAGGAAGUUUCAGCUUGAGCAACUACCUUGCAAGCAUGUAGUUGCAGUUUGCCGUUUCUUGAAACUAAAUGUAUACUCCAUGGCUUCUCGUUAUUACACUCGAAAUACAUGGUUGGAUGCUUAUUCAGAUACCAUCUACCCGGUACAGCCUCAAGAGCUGUGGGUUAUUCCUGAAGAUGUUCCAAAGUAGAGUUGUGCGUCCUCCCAAUGCAAAGGUCAUGCCAGACCGGCGAAAGAAGCUAAAGAUUCCGUCGCAAGGAGAGGAUAUCCUAAGGAGAAAAUGCUCAAGGUGCAAUGGCACAGACCACAAUAAAGCACCUGUAAAAACAAUGUUCCACUACCUAAUGUUGGACAUACAUUAUGAAUUGUGUUGGUUUGUUAUGGAGUGUGAAUUUGAAUUGUAUUUGUAUUGGGUUUGGUGUUCUGUGGAUUGUGAAUUCUGUUAAAUUUUCAUAAUUUGGUAUGUAUUGCGUAUUCUAUGUGCUACAUUGUUGUUAAAAUCUGUCAUUUUUGGGCC
Prunus dulcis (almond) is the source of this 1530-nucleotide messenger RNA. RefSeq lists its product as uncharacterized. The record is from RefSeq and is a predicted model, not a curated record. Gene Ontology annotation, molecular function: zinc ion binding. The transcript is spliced from 3 exons. NCBI's taxonomy places the organism in Eukaryota, Viridiplantae, Streptophyta, Magnoliopsida, Rosales, Rosaceae. The coding region runs from base 1 to 1203 and encodes 400 amino acids.